AAAGAAGCCAAAGGUGGAUUGGAGUGAAACCUAAAAGUUGUAUCCGGCGAAGAUCACCUGAUUCCAGCAAACAUGGAUGAAGGACACACCUGUGACCAGUGUGGGAAGACUUUGACUGACAUGAAGGGCCUUAAGAGACACCUACGCACCCACACUGGAGAUAGACCAUAUGACUGUGACCAGUGUGGGAAGACUUUCACCAGAAUGAAUGACCUUAAGACACAUCUACGCAUCCACACUGGAGAAAGACCAUAUGAGUGUGACCAGUGUGGGAAGACUUUCACCAGAAUGGGUAACCUUAAGACACACCUUCGCACCCAUAGCGGAGAAAAACCAUUUGAGUGUGACCAGUGUGGGAAGACUUUCACACACAUGCAUGUCCUUAAGACACACAGACACGUCCACAGCGGAGAAAAACCAUAUGAGUGUGACCAUUGUGGGAAGACUUUCACCCAAAUGAAUGGGCUUAAGACACACUUACGCACCCAUACUGGAGAAAGACCAUUUGACUGUUACCAAUGUGGAAAGACUUUCACCAGAAUGAAUAUUCUUCAGAGACACAUACGCAUCCACAGCGGAGAAAGACCAUAUGAGUGUGACCAGUGUGGGAAAACUUUCACCCAAAUAGUUAACCUUAACACACACCUACGUAUCCACACUGGAGAAAGACCAUAUGAUUGUAGCCAGUGUGGAAAGACUUUCACCAGAAUGAAUAGCCUUGAGAAGCACCAACGCAUCCACAGCGGAGAAAGACCAUAUGAAUGUGACCAGUGCGGGAAGACUUUCACUCAAAUAGAGAACUUUCAGACACACCUACGCAUCCACAGCGGAGAAAGACCAUAUAAUUGUGACCAGUGUGGGAAAACUUUCACUUACAUGAGAAGCCUUAAGACACAUCUAAGUGUCCACAGCGGAGCAAGACCAUAUGGUUGUUACCAGUGUGGGAAGACUUUCAUUCAAAUAGAUAAUCUUAAGAUGCACUUACGCAUUCACAGUGGAGAAAGACCAUAUUACUGUGACCAGUGUGGGAAGACUUUCACCAACAUGAGAAGCCUUAAGACGCAUCUACGCAUUCACAGUGGAGAAAAACCAUAUGGUUGUUACCAGUGUGGGAAGACGUUCACCCACAUUAGAAGCCUUAAGAUGCACCUACGCAUCCACAGCGGGGAAAGACCAUAUGACUGUGACCAGUGUGGGAAUACUUUCACCGAAAUGAGUGGGCUUAAGACACAUGUAUGCAUUCGUACAGAAGAAACACAUCAAAACAAUUUGAGUGUUACUGAUGGGAAAAAAGAUACCUGCCAUUCGCUGCUCUCUCAUGUCAUCAGUACAGAUGUGAAUCAUCAAUGUCUGGACCAUAAAGUACUUCAGAAUCAGAUGACAAGAACAAAUGCAGAGUCUGAAGCAGCACUACCGACUUCUUUUGACUAGAAAGUCAAACCUCCAGAUCUGGCUCCAUAGAGUCCAGAUGUGAAGACGAACACUAGACUAACAGCUGUGCUUUGUUCUCACUGUCUUAUGAAGGUGGUGCAUUUGAGCACACUUCUUUACUCUGACGUAACAGAACCUCAACCUGCCACAACAUGUGAAGUUAAACUAUUGUAGGUCAACAAGGACGUGGUUUCAAGUGGGAUACUACUUCUAUUGACUUUGUGGAUGUUUAACCAGUCACUUGUUGUGAUUCUGUUUCUGGUCAGGGUUCACACCUGUUCAUUGUUCACAAAUGAAACCAGCUACUCCAGUAAUAAUUUUUGCACAAUUUUUCUGUGCAGUUUAAGUUCAUCCUUAAAAUGUUUGACUUUUUUUUUGUUACCAUCAGCUGUGUAUGUGUGAAUUAACUGUUGCACAAGUGGAAGAACACUAUUGGUUGAAGGUGUCAGAGUCCUGAAUUCAUGUGGUUUUGCUCCAGUUAUAAACAACAUGAUGAACAUAAUAUGGAUGAGACAGAAUGACUGAUGAGCUGGUAGUGGUUUAGUCUCAAACUGAGGCCAACAACAUGAAGGAGAUCACAUUCCAGUUGAGAAGAACAUUCACGACCACCAAAGGAGACAUGACAGACUGUCAGAUGACGUUGUAACAAGUCAGUGCUCCAUCUAGUGGUCCAAUCUGGUACUGGUCCAGUCCAGUGUUUUCCUUAACAUCAAACUGGUUUCAAUAUUUUUACGCUGGUCUAACCCUGACCUGCAGACUGUGCUUGAUUUGAUUGAAAAUGUGUUGGACUGCUGAUUAAUGUGUGGUAAAGAUGAACCACUUGAUGUAUCAGAAAGUUCAGGACAUCAAUGGAACCAAUAAAAUUAAUGCAACUAUGGAUGGAAAAAAUAUUAUGAACCUUAUUGUGACACUACAUAAGAAUUAUGUGGCAAAAAAGAUGUGACAGUGAAUGCUCCUGUAAUCCAAACCAAAGGUGGUGAAGUCAAAUAAUGCAUAUGUGACUUUUUUUGAGCUGAGCAG
Molecule: messenger RNA, 2451 nt
Organism: Sphaeramia orbicularis (orbiculate cardinalfish)
Lineage: Eukaryota; Metazoa; Chordata; Actinopteri; Kurtiformes; Apogonidae
Product: gastrula zinc finger protein XlCGF57.1-like
Exons: 1
Coding region: 73-1431 (452 amino acids)
Biological process (GO): regulation of gene expression
Cellular component (GO): nucleus
Source: RefSeq, a predicted model, not a curated record